Molecule: messenger RNA, 569 nt
Organism: Cicer arietinum (chickpea)
Lineage: Eukaryota; Viridiplantae; Streptophyta; Magnoliopsida; Fabales; Fabaceae
Source: RefSeq, a predicted model, not a curated record
AUGGUUGAGAGAUGGAGACCUGAAACUCACACAUUUCAUCUUCCAAUAGGUGAGUGCACAAUAACUUUGGAAGAUGUUUAUUACAUUUUAGGAUUAAACGUUUCCGGUUUACCUGUUAGUGGUUCCAAUUUUGUGCAAGUAAAACAAAUCUGUCAAGAUUACUUAGGAGUUAUCCCACCCGAUGGAGCAACAAAAGGUAAUUCUAUUAAAUUAAAGUGGCUUAAGGAUACAUUUGACGAUGUUGGUGAAAAUGCAUCUGAAUUAGAAAAACAAGCAUCAUGUCGAGCAUACAUCCUACGUAUGAUCGGAGGGUUAUUGAUGCCUGACAAAUCCAACAACCGUGUACAUCUAAAAUAUCUUUCACUAUUAGGAGAUUUAAACAAAGUAUCCCAAUAUAGUUGGGGUUCAGCUGUUUUAGCUACACUUUAUAGAGAAUUAUGCCUUGCAACGAAACCUGGUGUAAUAUCUAUGGGAGGAUGCCCAUUAUUGUUGCAAAACUGGGCAUGGUAUCGUUUGUCUUGUGUCGCUCCUGAAUCUCCCAAACCAUGGAUAUUUCCACUUGCACAAAG